This is a messenger RNA of Spirodela intermedia, 729 nucleotides long. The record is from the annotation of a GenBank genome assembly. NCBI's taxonomy places the organism in Eukaryota, Viridiplantae, Streptophyta, Magnoliopsida, Alismatales, Araceae.
AUGGCGACGUCUUCCUGGUGCCUCCCCUCGGUCCUCUUCCUCCUUGCCAUCGCGCUUCUUUUGAGCUCCUGCAAGGUCUCUCUCUCUCUCUCUCGCUCUCUCUCUCUAUUAUCUAUCUUUGUAUCUAUCUGUAUCUAUGGCUCGAUAUUUGGAGUGUACACAACUCUGCUGAUGACGAUGAUUAUUAUCUCCCCAGAUAUAGGUUUUUCGCAACGCCUUGCGCCUGUGUUCUCUCUCUCUCUCUACACUCUACUGAAUACUUAUUCCUUUUGCUUUUUCCUGCAUGCAGGCCGACGUUAACGGGUCUCCAACUUAUCAACCGACGGGCGGAGAGGGCUCUCUGAAUGCAUCAGGUACACCCUUACCCUCACCCAGUCUCCUCCGCUUCUUCCCAGACCCUGGGAAAGAUAGAUAAAUAGAGAGAGAAAGACGAGAGAGAGAGAGAGAGAGAGAGAGAGAGAGAGAGAGAGAGAGAGAGAGAGAGAGAGAGAGAGAGAGAGAGAGAGGGUAGAGAGAGAUUUGACGAUGAGAACGGUGUGUGUGGCAGAGUGUGCACCGAGGUGCGCGGUGAGGUGCUCGAAGACGUCGCACCAGAAGCCGUGCCUCUUCUUCUGCAACAAGUGCUGCCAGAAGUGCCUCUGCGUGCCCUCGGGGACCUAUGGCAACAAGGAGGAGUGCCCCUGCUACAACAAUUGGACGACCCAAGAAGGCAAGCCCAAGUGCCCCUGA